Messenger RNA from Lotus japonicus, 645 nucleotides. Its product is annotated as photosystem II reaction center W protein, chloroplastic-like. The record is from RefSeq and is a predicted model, not a curated record. NCBI's taxonomy places the organism in Eukaryota, Viridiplantae, Streptophyta, Magnoliopsida, Fabales, Fabaceae. Gene Ontology annotation, biological process: photosynthesis. Gene Ontology annotation, cellular component: photosystem II; chloroplast. The transcript has 2 exons. The coding region runs from base 88 to 486 and encodes 132 amino acids.
GACAUCUUUGCCAAUGCGUAGGAAAUGAAAUAAACAGACAUAAGCUGCUGCCUAGCCAUAGUCUGAAUGAAUCAUUAGUGAAGAAAAAUGACAACCAUCAUGUCUGGCACCCCAACAUCAUCUAUCACUGGCACAGGUCUUGUACAAAAGCAACCUCUUGGGGUCUCAUCCUCUACCGUCAUGGGGUUGCCAGCAAUGGCUAAGGUGGGAAGAGUGAGGUGCUGCUCCAUGGAGGGAAAGGAAAGCAGGUCAAACAUGGGAAUGGGGGCAUCCUUGAUAGCAGCUACCCUAGCUGCAACCAUGUCUAGCCCAGCCAUAGCUUUGGUGGAUGAGAGAUUGAGCACUGAAGGAACAGGGCUUCCCUUUGGACUCAGUAACAACCUUCUUGGUUGGAUCCUGCUUGGUGUCUUUGGUCUUAUAUGGGCUAACUAUAUUGUCUACACUUCCACACUUGAUGAGGAUGAUGACUCUGGAUUGUCCCUCUAAAGCAUAACAGAUUAUAUGCACUCAUGUUAAAAUUGCAUGGUGUUCACCCCUUUUCUGUUGUGUUGAAAAAAUAACUGCUAUUGUUCAGUUCCGAUUUCACUAAACAUUAAUCUCCUCUUAUAUGGAUCCUAAUGAGAAAAAUCACUUGUUCUUUGUUUA